AUGAUGUCUGCCAACUGCGAGAACGCUUCAAGCAACGUAUCGGGCUCAAUGGCGGAUCUUCAGCUAAACCAACCCACUACCCCUAAAAAUCGGUCUGCUUUCGAUCACAAAGCAGUAGUUGUCGGCUUAUACGGAAUUCCAGGCUCUGGCAAAACGUUUCUGCUGAACAAACUGAAGCAGGAGCUCGGACAGACGCAGUUCUCGUUCUACGAAGGCUCCGAGAUGAUUUCUACCGUUGUGCCUGGCGGUCUUGACGCAUUUCAGAGCAUGGAAGAACAAGAGAAGGCGCACUGGCGCCGGCAUGCUAUUGACGCGAUUGGAAAGAACUGCGCUGACAGCGGACAAGUUGCAGUCGUCGCUGGACAUUUCAUGUUCUGGUCAGAGGAGCAGGAGGCUGGACGGCCAGUGUAUACCCUAAAUGACUUGGAGAUAUUUACGCACAUCGUCUAUUUAGACGUCCUCGCCGAGGUUGUCGAGCGACGUCGUCUGGACGACACCGAAAGGAGUCGCCCGUCCACAUCGGCAAGCCAUUUGCACAAGUGGCAGCAGGAAGAAAAGACUCAGCUGCGCGAUCUCUGCCGCCGUCAUGGCAUUUUGUUUUCGCCCGUAUCGCCAUCUCCGACGCUGCUGAACAAAGUCUCGAGACUGCUACGCGAGUUCAAGUACCAUAACGAGGAAUACAACCUAUCUCAGGCCAAAAUCAAGCUAGACGAUGUUGUUGUUGCUAAUCAACGCCAGCUGGAGACAGUGUUGGUCAUGGACGCCGACAGGACGUUGGCUGCAGAGGACGCAGGCGCAUUGUUCUGGAAGAGGGUCUCAGACUCGCGGCCAUUGCAAGGUGCAGCAUCCACAUUGAAUACGUUAUUCAGCAGCCCUUUAGGUCACUCAUAUACUGCUUUUCGCCAGGCCGUAUUGAUAUAUGAAGAGACCGCUAGUGAUGAAGAGUUUGAUACCCUUUGCCAAGAAGUGGCGUUGGCGGUGACCAUGCAUCCUGAGAUUGUGUCACUGUUGCAACUGGUGGCAGAGCAAAAGCAUGUUGGCGCGGUGGUGGUCACCUGUGGACUGCGUCGUGUCUGGGAUAAGGUGCUGGAGAGAGAACGUCUAUCGGAGAAGGUAAAAGUUAUUGGUGGAGGACGCAUUGCAGAUGGGUUCGUCGUUUCAGCGGCAGUAAAGGGCGCCUUGGUUGCCCGUUUGCGAGAGGUCCACCACAUGCGUGUUUGGGCGUUCGGAGAUAGUCCGCUGGACUUGGACAUGUUGCGCAAGGCAGAUCGAGCCAUCGUCGUAGUUGGUGAGGAACAGACCAGGAGCAAGACCAUGGAUGCGGCCUUGACAAACGCCAUCGACUAUGACGGCCUUCGGGCGCACCAGGCUGUACUGCCAAGCAAUGCCUCACCACGGCUAGAUACUACCAAGCUUCCCGUGAUCAAGCUCACCGAGCCCGCAUUCGUCAAGUCUCUCCUGUGCGACCGAUAUACACAUGAUGGUCUUCAAGUUUUUUGUGCCACAGAUAGGAACGCAGCGAAGCUGCUCGCAACGCGGAUGCGCGAUGCAGCUGUUGCCGGCCCGGACCUGAGGGAAGCGCAUCGCCGCGUCGGCUGGUAUCUGGCGAAUGAGUUCGUGGCCGAUGUGAUGGGUCUCGAACAGUGUCCAAUUCGGCAUGUCCUGGGCAAUCAAACAAGAGGCUACCAGCUUUUUCACGAGCAACAGACAACGAUCGUGGCGCUAAUGCGCGGCGGAGAACCCAUGGCUUCUGGCGUCAACGAUGCCUUCCCGCUUGCCAUGUUCCUCCAUGCCAGCGAUGCUGACGAUAUCAAGCUCCAUCAUUUGCAAGGACAGCUCACAGUGAUACUGGUAGAUUCGGUAGUCAAUACCGGCAAGACAAUUGUUAAAUUCGUGCAGCACGUUCGCAAGCUUCAUGCCACUAUUCGCAUCGUGGUAGUCGCCGGUGUCGUUCAGGCCCAGUGCCUUUCUGGGGGCAGUCUCAACCAGACACUCGCACGUUACGCAAAACUUCAUCUUAUUGCGCUUCGCCUUUCUGACACCAAAUUCACUGGCAGUGGCACCACCGACACCGGUAACCGUCUGUUCAGCACGACGCAUUUGUCCUGA
Molecule: messenger RNA, 2109 nt
Organism: Letharia columbiana
Lineage: Eukaryota; Fungi; Ascomycota; Lecanoromycetes; Lecanorales; Parmeliaceae
Exons: 1
Coding region: 1-2109 (702 amino acids)
Biological process (GO): dephosphorylation; L-serine biosynthetic process
Cellular component (GO): cytoplasm
Molecular function (GO): magnesium ion binding
Source: RefSeq, a predicted model, not a curated record